Molecule: messenger RNA, 3699 nt
Organism: Notothenia coriiceps (black rockcod)
Lineage: Eukaryota; Metazoa; Chordata; Actinopteri; Perciformes; Nototheniidae
Product: ATP-binding cassette sub-family A member 1-like
Exons: 18
Coding region: 46-2280 (744 amino acids)
Biological process (GO): lipid transport; transmembrane transport
Cellular component (GO): intracellular membrane-bounded organelle; membrane
Molecular function (GO): ATP binding; ABC-type transporter activity; ATP hydrolysis activity
Source: RefSeq, a predicted model, not a curated record
AUACAGAACACUACAGACACCUUGCUGGAUUUAACCGGACGUAACAUGACAGACUUCCUGCUGAAGAAGUUUGAAAACUCGGGGAAGACGAGGUUGGGAGGCCUUUCGGUCGGAGGAGUAAACUCUCAGGUCCGUAUGAGCGAGGCGGCGAUCGAAGCGUCAUUUAGAGAUCUCCGGGAGCUCAUCACUCCUUUCCAGGAUAAUGUGACGGAUCAGAUCCUGCAGAAUGCAGAGGUGCUGCUGAAGAAGCUGGGAACCAGGGACAAUGUGAAGGUGUGGUUCUACAACCAGGCGUGGCAUGGCAUGGCAUCCUUCCUCAGCGUGGCCAACAACGCCAUCCUGAGGGGCAACCUGCCUGCAGGAACGGACCCCCGCAGCUACGGCAUCUCCGUGUCCAACCACCCCCUCAACCUCACCAAGGCGCAGCUGUCCUACGCGGUCAUGGCCACGACUUCCACCGACGUGUUGGUGUCCAUCUGCGUUAUCUUCGCCAUGUCCUUCAUCCCGGCCAGCUUCGUCCUCUUCCUCAUCCAGGAGAGGGUGAACAAAGCCAAACAUCUGCAGUUUGUCAGCGGAGUCAACCCCGCCGUGUACUGGCUGGCCAACUUCGCCUGGGACAUGUGUAACUACAUCGUCCCGUGCUUGAUAGUGAUCGUGAUCUUCCUCUGCUUCCAACAAAAAGCCUACGUUUCCCCCCCCAACCUUCCUGCUCUGAUUCUGCUGCUCCUAUUGUAUGGGUGGUCCAUCACCCCCAUGAUGUACCCCGCCUCCUUCUUCUUCAGCGUGCCCAGCACAGCGUACGUGGUGCUGACCUGCAUCAACCUCUUUAUCGGGAUCAACGGCAGCCUCGCCACCUUCAUCAUGGAGCUCUUUAAUGACGAUAAUGUGUCCCGCAUCAACGACAUCGUGAAGCAGGUGCUGCUCAUCUUCCCUCACUUCUGUCUGGGGAGGGGGCUCAUCGACAUGGCCAAGAACCAGGCCAUGGCCACGCUCUUCAGCAACUUCGGGGAGGACCGUUUCCAGGACCCGCUGAGUUGGGACAUGGUGGGGAAGAAUCUGUGCGCCAUGUCCAUCCAGGGAGCCGUCAUGUUCACCGUCACCAUCCUCAUCCAGUACAAGUUCUUCUGCAAGCCCCGGCUGGUUUCAGGGAAGUCUUUAUCAGGGGAGGAGAAGGAGGACGUCGACGUGGCGCGGGAACGAGAGCGUGUGCACGGAGGCGGAGCGCAGAGCGACCUGCUGAGGAUCUGUGACCUCACCAAGGUGUAUUCUCGGAGGAGCUCUCCCGCUGUGGAUCGGCUCUGUGUGGGAGUACCUGCUGCAGAGUGUUUCGGCUUGCUGGGAAUCAACGGGGCCGGGAAGACCACCACCUUCAAGAUGCUGACGGGAGACAUCCCCGUCUCCGGAGGGGAGGCUUUCCUAAACGGGUACAGCAUCCGGACGGAGAUGAGGGACGUGCAUCAGAACCUGGGAUACUGUCCUCAGUUUGACGCCAUCGACGAGCUGCUGACGGGGCGCGAGCACCUGGAGCUUUACGCCCGGCUACGAGGAGUCCCAGAGAAAGAGGUCGCAAAGGUGGCAGAGUGGGGGGUGCAGAAGCUGGGGCUGGUGAAAUACUCCAACAAGUCUGCAGGGACGUACAGUGGCGGGAACAAACGCAAACUGUCCACCGCCAUCGCGCUCAUCGGCUGCCCUCCUGUCGUCUUCCUGGACGAGCCCACCACAGGCAUGGACCCCAAGGCCCGGCGCUUCCUGUGGGACUGCAUCCUGAGCGUCAUCAAGGAGGGACGCUCCGUCAUCCUGACCUCUCACAGCAUGGAGGAGUGUGAAGCUCUCUGCACCCGCAUGGCCAUCAUGGUCAACGGUGCCUUCAAGUGCCUCGGGAGCAUCCAGCAUCUGAAGAGCAGGUUCGGUGAUGGCUACACGGUGACGGUGCGUGUGGGCGGCUCCCCCCCCGCUCUGGAGCCGGUGGAGGGCUUUGUGCAGCAGGGGUUCCCAGGCAGCGUGCUGAAGGAGAAGCAUCACAACACGCUGCAGUACCAGCUGCCCUACACAGAGGGGGCGCUGGCACACAUCUUCAGCCAGUUCACCUGCCACCAGCAGCGCCUGCAGGUGGAGGACUACUCCGUCUCCCAGACAACGCUGGACCAGGUGUUUGUGAACUUUGCGAGGGACCAGCAUGCGGAGGAGGACGCUCGGACCUUCGACAACGCCGUGGACACUUCAGACGAGCUGCCGCUGAAGGCGGUGAAAAGUCAAGAGGAACACCUGAAACGAGUCUGAACACAUUUCAAUUGACUCUGGCCGAGGGAUGAUGACGUUUCUGAAUCUGCAUGAUGUGUCCAGAAAUGACACAUUUAAAUGUUUGUCUUCCAUCGCCCUUUGUACCCAAUCAUCUCUUACUUAACCAAUCUUACUCCAGCCUUAUCGUGCGUAAUCAAAUCCUUGUUUCAUUAAAGUGAAAGAAUACUCUUUUAGCAGUUUUAAAUAUGUUUUAUAUUUUGUCAGUGGAAAGAGGAACUGCAAAGAAAGGACAAAAAUAAUGAGUUUAUUUUAUUAAAAACAAGUAAGGAUAUUGAAAUGAGUCUUAAAUAGGAGAACAUUUCAAAAAGAGUUGGUGAAUGCACUGUUAUCAAGAGAAAUUACCAUUUAGAAAACUAGUAAGCUUUAAGGACUUCAUUCAAAGUAGAAGAUUAUUUCAACGUGUCUGCAUCAGGAGAAAUCUUCUUCCUACACUGCACUGAUUAAAGAGAAAUCAAACACUCUUACUGCACUUUUUCAGGUUUUCUAAUCAACUCUAAAGACUUAAUUUCAGAAGAAAAUGACUUAAUUUGAAGGACGCCGCUUAAUGCUUGUCUGGGUUUUCCCUUUCCUGUAGUGUGUUAUACUCAUUUGCAGCACUGACGCUUCUAUAGGCUAGCACUCCAACACAUUGACAUCUCUAAGCGGUUGACCAAUCAGAGCAGACCUGGGCUCUGGUGAACAUGUCACAGUAGAAGCACAACAUACUAACAUGAGCAUGGUAGGGCCUCUUUGAGGAGAUGUUUGGUAUAAGGUUUACUUUGCCGUAUAUUGGAGUAACAAUCCUCUGAAAGCUUCACACACUGCACAGGAUGCCUCGGGAUCAAACCUUAUUUGAAAUGAUAUUUGAAAUGAGUUAUAAUUUGCUGCUGGUUCUAAUGAUGCACCACAGUUAGUUGCUACCUCAUAUUUCCCACUCGUAUAUCUCUGCAGAAUAUCUAAUGAAUGUUUCCAACAGAUUCAUAUUUAAUGACAUCUUUAAGGCAUUUUCUUGUGAAAUGUAUUUUAUUUAUCGCUUCUUCUUCUUUGCAGAAUCUAAAUAACAUACGACCAGAAGAGAACUGUCAUAAUAUUACAUAAUUAAAUAUAUAUAUAUAUUUAUUCACAACGUGCCUUCAAACACCAGCAUGCCUUAUUUACUCUAAGAUGUGUAAACAACGUCAUAAUAUGCAACUAUAUAGAACAUUUAAUUGUGAUUUUUUAUCUUUACUUUCAUUUCCUUAUCAUGUUUACCAUUUAGAAAAUGCCGUUUACAGUGAUAGUUUGCACUGACAACAAACAUGUCACCUCUGCAUAUCUCAGGAAUGUGUUUAUGUGCAAUUUGCCUCAGGACAAUCUACAUGUAAAGAGUUAUUUAUAAUAAAUCAUGCUUGUGUGUACUGUACAACAUUUAAAGAUUGU